GUUUCAGGUUUCUGGCUCUUCUUUUAUAUUCCCAAUCCCCGUUUUGCCUUUACUUCUCCCACUUCCCACCUCCAGUAUCAUCAUUAUCACCAUCUUCUUCUUUUUCUUGGUGGCUUGUAUAAACAUAUAAAACCACAAAUCAAGAGAAACUAAAGAUAUGUUGGGAAAGAGGCCUCGUCCUCCAAUGAAGAGAACAACAAGCCUAAGUGAAAUCACCUUUGAUAUAGGUGAACCAGCGCCUGUUUCAGAUAAUCAUCACAACAACCCCUUCAAUGUUACAACUCCGCAGAAGCAGCAGGGUUUAGAUCAACGUCUCUUGUCCAUGGUCUCGCCUAGAAGUAAUAAUAAUAGGAGACAUUCAUAUGAUGUUACUAACUCUGAUCACUUCUUGAGAGCUUGUUGUCUCUGUAAACGUAGAUUGGUGCCCGGCCGUGACAUAUACAUGUACAGGGGAGAUAGCGCUUUUUGUAGCCUGGAAUGCAGGCAACACCAGAUGAAUCAAGAUGAGAGGAAAGAAAAGUGCUCCUUUGCAUCAGCAAAGAAACAAGCUGCAACUCCCAACAGCGGAUCCCAAGUUUCCGCCAAGAGUGGGACCGUGGCGGCUGUGUAAAACGAUGGAUCAUCCACCAGAAAAAGAAAAGAAAAAAAAAAAAAAGAUUUUUAGCCGCUUAUGUAAAUCUAGGACCAGCAAAACUUGGGGCUGCUAUAAAUUAGAAAAAACCUAAUCUCUAUGCAAAUGGGUUAUUAGUUUUGAAUGAAGUUGCUCUUUUAUGUGAAUCUGAGAAGCGCCUGCAAAUAUAAAUCAGUCUGUAAACCUGUUCUUGUUUCCUACUUUUUGGAUCUGUUUCUAGCUAGUUUCAGAUGAAUUAAAAUUACAGAUUCACAA
Messenger RNA from Mangifera indica (mango), 886 nucleotides. Its product is annotated as FCS-Like Zinc finger 6. The coding region runs from base 158 to 610 and encodes 150 amino acids. NCBI's taxonomy places the organism in Eukaryota, Viridiplantae, Streptophyta, Magnoliopsida, Sapindales, Anacardiaceae. The record is from RefSeq and is a predicted model, not a curated record. The transcript is spliced from 2 exons.